AGGAAGCAAGAAACCCCCUGUAUAAAUAGCGGGGUUGUUGCAAGUUACAUGGUAAGUAGUGAGAAGAAACCUCGAAAGUGAUCACUUAGUUUCAGUGUCCAUGGCAUGCUUAAACAUGUUCAACAAUGACCAACAAGGUCUCCACGCUGCAAUGGGCCCAAGAAUCUCCUUCUCUAAUGACUUUGCCGACACCCAACAACCCACCAAGCACGAUCACAGCUAUAGAGAAGCACCAGUUUCCUCAGAUUUCGAGUUUUCGGUGUCUGGUUACAACAUGAUUUCUGCGGAUGAGGUCUUCUUCAAGGGCAAAAUUGUACCCACCAAGACCACUCUCAGAGAUGAACUCCUUGUGGAGGAUGACGACAUGGAUGUGUCGUCACCGCGACUACACAAGGGUAUGAGCCGAUGGAAAGAGCGUUUAGGCCUCAAGAGAUCUAGCAUCCAUCAUCUACGUAGGAAAUCUGCUGAUAGGACUGUUUCUGAUCAAGUCCUUGAAAGAAUUGAUGAGACGACCUCCACAACUUUGGCAUUCCACGAGAAUAUGUUUGCUGCUAACCUCAAGGGUGCUUGCUGGCAGAUCUUGGAUGGAAUACUUUAAAGGAAGGUGGCAAAGGAAUUAUUCGCAGAGCUUGCUAAAGUUUCCUCUCUGUCGCUGACCCGUGUGGAGAAGAGAACUGGGAUGGUCAAGAAUUUUUGUUUCUGUCUGUCAACUUUUCCCGUAGGAAUUACUACAUGUGCAGCGUGCAUAGAUCCGCUCUUCCAUUCUUCACGUUAUUGUACAAAUAUCUUUGCUGUCAGGGUUUUUCAGUUUCAUUUCAUGUAGAUUGUUCAUGCCUCUGAUUCGACAAUGCUCUUCUGCUGGGCUUAUUUCUUUGCUAUAAA
Molecule: messenger RNA, 882 nt
Organism: Coffea arabica (coffee)
Lineage: Eukaryota; Viridiplantae; Streptophyta; Magnoliopsida; Gentianales; Rubiaceae
Source: RefSeq, a predicted model, not a curated record